Periconia digitata is the source of this 733-nucleotide messenger RNA. Lineage: Eukaryota; Fungi; Ascomycota; Dothideomycetes; Pleosporales; Periconiaceae. The record is from the annotation of a GenBank genome assembly.
CACAAGAACAGCACGGGCUGGAAUGCCACGAUAUUAAAUACAGAACCAUCUUUUUCUGCUCACCACCCUCCGGACUUUGCCAGCGGCGUCUGUUCCCUAUUUUUCUUUGGCUACUCUUUCGUGUCAGUUCAGGCGCGCAAUGUCCGCAGGGUACACGGAGAGAGAGCGGCCGGCCGUUUAGACGCCCCGUGCGCAUCACCCACAACAAUAUGCGGCGGAACGAACAGCUUCCUACAACGGGUACGUUAUACGAAAAGCAGUCUUAUUGAUGCACAAAAAAGGUCUGGGGCGGGCGAUGAACAUUAACAAAUACAAUUUGAUCUUCGCGCCUCUCUGUGGCUCAGCUUUGGGGGUAAGGGUUUGUAGGAUAUCACAAGUUGCUAUUGGUCGGUCCAUUCUGCUGCGUCUCCAAAGAUCAACAACUACUGUUGUACGCAGCAAAACACGAACUACUUCUUCAACUCAUCAACGCCACCUUGCAUUUCCCUACACGUACAAAGAUGUGCAUGCUGCGGCAGUGCAUGGGAACAGCGCUCGCUCACCCAAUAUCCAUCCAUCCAUCCAAGCAAUCUCUCCUUUCACCGACCUUCUCCCUCUCUCUCCGAGUGUCUCAGCCCCGCCGCCCCCAAAUGCUGACUGCGCCCGCCUAGGCGCGCAAGUUGCUUCCCACUCCACCAAAAAACGAAGCUCGGAUUGCCGCAUUAUAGUUAAGCUUGAUCGGAUCGCAAGCUGA